UCGGUAGAACGCAGUCUGAAGCAGCAAGCUGUCAUUUGGGAUUUAAGGAAUGGGAAGUACUUAAUUCCUGGACAGGAUGUAGUGGAACUACAACACAACCUCCUACGUCGAGUUGUUGGAUUGGCUUGCAGGGAAAACUGAUUCUGCAUCUGGUGGAUACAGUGGUUAUAGCGCUUUUGGAAGUCGAAACCUCGCUCAUCCAGGUGACACAAAUGACCGACUUCCAGAAAUUGAGUAACUGGGUGAUGAUGCCGCUCCCCAUGAUUCUCCUAUUGGCCGGGUUGUGUGUGGCAGAUCCCUUUACCACCGCCCAGGUUAGCGAUAACGAGGUGGUGAAACAGACGGCUGCAGACGAACUCACCGGACAGAACGAAGACAUUGAGAAUGUCAUUGGGAACCUUAGUAGAUCUGAACAAGGCGGUGGACAAAUGACAAAUUCUACCUCAGCCCCUGAAGCCUUCAUCACCACCACAUCAACCCCCAAACCCACUUCAACCUCCACCCCAAUUCUAACCUCCACCCCCACUCGAACCUCCACCCCAACACUAACAUCAACCCCCACUCCAACCUCCACCCCCACUUCUAUCCCAACUCCUGCCCCUCGUUGCCCAGGAAACCAGCUGCCGUUGAGGAGCGGCGAAGGCUGCGGGUGCCCUGUGGGCAUGGUAAAGGCUGGAGAAGGGAACUGCACCUGCCCAGUGGGAUACGUUGAGGAGAAGCCGGCAGAUUGCCAAGAUAUAGAUGAGUGCAAAGGGGAGGUGCAAGGACCGUGUGGUCUCCAUGCCAACUGCACAAACACAUCUGGCUCGUAUGUGUGCAAUUGUCUCCGUGGUUACCUGAUGGGUCCGGGAGGAUGUGAGGAUAUUGAUGAGUGUGCGUUAGCUGAAGUGACAGGGCUGCAGGCGUGCAGGUCAGGGGCUGAAUGCAGAAACACCCCUGGCUCCUUUUCCUGCUCCUGUCCAAUCGGAUACGUAAUGGCUCUGGACGGGCAAAGCUGUGUGGACGUCGAUGAGUGCAGCUUCGAGGAGCAGUGUCGUAGGGAGCUGGGGAACGUGUGCGAGAACACCCCUGGGAGCUUUGUUUGCCUGUGUCAGCCCGGCUUCAGAGCCCAGGCCCCCGCAUGCAUCGGACCUGUAUGUCCAGACUACAGAGUGUGUCAAGAUGUGGACGAGUGUAAGGAGAUGCCAGAAGUGUGUGUCGGUCAGGGUAUGUGUGAGAACACUCUCGGGAGUUAUAGGUGUGUCUGUCAACGAGGUUACCGGGGAAAUGGGACCCACUGUGAAGACGAUAAUGAGUGUGCCUCAGGGCGUCACGGCUGUGACACAAAUGCCCGCUGUGGAAACGUCAUUGGCUCCUACUUCUGCCAGUGCUACCAAGGCUUCAGUGGGGACGGGCACUCCUGCUUUGAUGUCGACGAGUGUGCCCUUGGUAACGGCCGCUGUGAGCACGUCUGCACCAACGAGCCGGGGGGCUACAGCUGCCACUGUCGCCAGGGUUACCAGCUGGCUCAGGAUGGGCACAACUGCACAGACGUUGAUGAGUGUGCAGUGCAAAACGGAACCUGUGAGCAGGUGUGCACUAACACCCAGGGUUCCUUCCUGUGUUCCUGCAGUUCCGGCUACCAGCUUCACAUCGACGUACACAGCUGUGUAGAUAUUGACGAGUGUAAGCUCCAGAACGGGGGCUGCUCCCACACAUGCGCCAACACACCCGGGGGACACACGUGUUCCUGCCCUGCGCCUCUGCUGCUACACACAGACAACACCAUCUGUGUCAACGUGACGUCAUGUGACUUUAGAAAUGGGGGCUGUGACCAUGUGUGCACGGUGCGUGCCGAGAGGCUUCACUACUGCAGCUGCAAUGCAGGAUGGGAACUGGCCAAGGACCUGAGGAGUUGUCUGGAUGUGGAUGAGUGUGGGGACUUCACUAAUGGUGGUUGUGAGCAGCUCUGUCAGAACCAUCCUGGCGGCUUCAACUGUAGCUGCAGAGAGGGCUAUAUACCUCAGACUGAUGACACCACCAAGUGCCAGCCGGUGUGUGAGCCUGGCUGUCAGAACUACGGGGUGUGUGUCUCCCCUCACACAUGUGACUGUCCAGCAGGUUAUCCUGGUCCUGGCUGUUCAGCAAUGUGCUCCCCUCCCUGCGCCCAUGGGGGAACAUGUAUACGCUGGAAUAUGUGUCUCUGUCAGCCCGGCUGGACAGGGCCUGGCUGUCACACAGCUGUGUGUGACCUGCCCUGCGCUAAUGGCGGUCGUUGUGUUGGUCCAGAGACCUGCCAGUGUCCCUCAGACUAUAUCGGCCCUCAGUGCAUGUCGCCUCUGUGCACGCCGGCCUGUCUGAACGGAGGACGCUGUGUGGACGUCAACAAAUGCACGUGUGAAGGAGGGUGGCAAGGAGCUCGCUGCCAGAUAGAACCCCUGCAGUGCCAAAAGCCCUGUAAGAAUAAUGGUGUAUGUGUGGGCCUCAACCGAUGUCGCUGCGGCCAUGGCUUUACCGGGAGUCUCUGUGAGACAGAGGUGACCACCCCCUGUGUGCCCCCCUGCCAACACGGUGCUCUCUGUAGUCCUCACAACAAGUGCACCUGUCCAGAGGGCACCGCCGGGCUGCGUUGUGAGAGGCUGACCUGCCCUGUGGUCACCACAGUGGUCAGCAUGGCCCGUGCUGUUCGGAAGGGGGUGAGGGAGAGCUACGUUGACCGCUGUGGACCCCUGGGAGUUCAGCUCUGCACCAAGUACAGGAUCAACCAGGUUCGUGUUUAUCUGCAAGCUUACAGGGUGGGCUACAGGAUCCAGUGUCCUGACAAGAAGGGAAAAUGAAGCUUCCCAGCUUAGCAGACGCCCAAGCCCCGGUCUCCAAUAGGAUGUGUUUUGAUGGACACUUUGCCAGGAAAGCACCCCAGUGGCGGUUGUACUGGUGAUGAGCUGGCGCCAAACGCUGACCUUGUGAGCCGACCUGUCAUCUCCGUUAAAUGUCCUGACAGUGUAUACACUGUAGUGUGAUUCAUCGGCCAAAACAUAUUCCACCAUUUAAAUAGGAAAUGUGUACAUGUUUUUGUGCUCCUGUAUGGCAGCUGAAAGUUAAUAAAACAUAUUUUUAUAUUGGUUUUUAUAUAUAUUGGGAUGAACUGAUUAUUUUGCUUUGUUGUUCAGGAUCUUUAGAUUUGGCUAUCAGUAAAACUAAUCGCUUUAUUUUUGAUACGACAAUAGGGAAAGAAAGAACAAUUAAUCAUUACGUCAAAGGUUUUGUCACCUUGUCAGGAAAACUCAAGUCUUCCUAAAAUCUUUAGCAUUUCUUUAAGAUAUGAAGAUGGUGAACAUGAUGAUGAUG
This is a messenger RNA of Esox lucius (northern pike), 3327 nucleotides long. Its product is annotated as neurogenic locus notch homolog protein 3. The record is from RefSeq and is a predicted model, not a curated record. NCBI's taxonomy places the organism in Eukaryota, Metazoa, Chordata, Actinopteri, Esociformes, Esocidae. Gene Ontology annotation, molecular function: calcium ion binding. The transcript is spliced from 24 exons. The coding region runs from base 213 to 2816 and encodes 867 amino acids.